AAAGUCGCCUGGGUCGUCCCUAUCUCACUGAGUUUUGACAGUAUAUUGCCCCCAUCUGUCGGAACCCGUUUCCCCAGAUUAUGUACUGAUUAGCGCUGCAUGCGCGCGUUUGACUGCCGAACGACGCUUCUUUACUUUUCCCUAUACAAGGGCAUUCGGCAAUAAUCUUGGGGCCACACUUACUAAACAACAUUCUCCUACACAAGCCACAGGCAUUUAUACAAGACAAGGACUACUAGGGAAGGCUGGCAACCAAUCUUCGUAUAGUAUCUAGUAUCUCCCUUGCCUACUACGACAUCCUGAGAGGCGUUUGCCGCCGCGCGGCAAUCGUCUCCUGUAUCUGACAUUGUCAUGUCAGACAAGAUGUCUAUCGACAAGAAAGAACAUUCGAAAGACGAAUCAGAGGAGUCUAUUGGUUCGAGUCCUGAGAAUGACAUUGGUCCAUUGAUUCCGCCGGAAAACCAGCCGGCAAAACGCAAAGGAGGACGCAAGCCCAUUUAUGCUACUUCAGAAGAACGAAAGCAGAGAAAUCGCCAGGCACAAGCCGCGUUUCGAGAACGCAGAACAGAAUAUAUCAAGCAGCUGGAGGAGACGAUCAAAGCCCACGAAUCGAACCUAGCUAGUUUACAGGCAGCUCAUCGUAGUGCCGCAGACGAAUGCUUGAUGCUUAGAUAUAAGAACUCGCUUCUCGAACGAAUUCUCCUCGAAAAAGGUAUUGACGUCCAAGCUGAGCUACAUGCCAAAACCGGCAGUCCAAACCUUGGUCCAACUCAUAUGCCCCAGAACAUGGUGCAGCCACCUCCGAUGCCGCGAGCGAUACUCAACAGACACCAUCACGCGCGCAGAUCCGCUUCCAGCAUCGCCCCCAAGCUCGAGCCUGGUGUUACCUCUUUAUCUCAGCCUACAGGUGUACAACAGACUAUAGCCUCGCCCAAGACGCGGCCGACCCCCCCUUCCCAUGCGGCCUCUCCUACUAACCCUACACCACCCUUUGGUAACCAAACAACAGCCUCCCCCGCCCCUUCAGAUCAUACAAACAUGCGUACGACGAUCCCCCCGCCGAUGAAGCCACAGUUGGCACCUAUGCCAGGAAUGGCUGUCGCAGCACGGCAGCAGAUGAUGCAACAACAUGCUGCUGCUGGCCCUCGGCCAACAUCAUUUUACCCGACGCCAUCGUUCCAGAAUCAUUUCCAACAGCUCGGCAAGCUGACCCAACAAGAGUACGACGCGCCGACCGAUAUGAUGGACGAGCCUGAGCCGGACACCCCCGGUCCUGGUCCGUAUCCUUCAGCUUUCCAAGUCUCUCAGCAGCACGGCAUGUCUGUGCAGCCAACAACAACGGGACCGCCGGGCCAACCAUCGAUGGUAUCUGGGGGGCAGGGCAAUCAAGCGCAAAGCCAAACACAGGGCCAGGGUUAUCCGAGUAUGACUCAAUUACUAGAUCCGGCUUUAGAUUGGGACCCGUUCGGUCUCAGCGCAUCUAUGGCCUUUCCGACCCAAUUUUCCUUUGACACAAGCAACAUGAGGUAG
This is a messenger RNA of Annulohypoxylon truncatum, 1530 nucleotides long. RefSeq lists its product as uncharacterized. Gene Ontology annotation, cellular component: RNA polymerase II transcription regulator complex. Bases 352 to 1530 code for a protein of 392 amino acids. NCBI's taxonomy places the organism in Eukaryota, Fungi, Ascomycota, Sordariomycetes, Xylariales, Hypoxylaceae. Gene Ontology annotation, molecular function: transcription cis-regulatory region binding; DNA-binding transcription activator activity, RNA polymerase II-specific. The transcript has 4 exons. The record is from RefSeq and is a predicted model, not a curated record.